GCUGCAGUUUCACUUGAGACAUUUCAGAGGACAGGAGCCUGACAGCAACCGUGGAAGAGAAGACCUCAGUUCUUCAAACCUCUUUGGAUUUAGUGGUAAAAAAAAAAGAAAAAGAAAAAGAAAAAGGAAAAAGCCAAGCGGAGCCCAGCGGCGCAUUGGUAGAUUCAGCUUCAAUUAAAUUAAGGUUGUUUUGAUUGCCACUGUUGAGUGGAUCAAACAGCGAUGUCCUCCAAACCCAAUGGGAGCCCCCCUCCCUAUGAAGAGGAUCAUAGAUAUAAUGGACCUGUUCAGCCAGCCUACUCUUACUUCCCUGACGAUGAGUUCCAGCACUUCUACCGCUGGUCCUCGCCUCCAGGAAUCCUCAAAAUCAUGGCCAUCAUUGUCCUUGUGCUGUGUGUGGCCAUCUUUGCCUGCGUUGCCUCAACGCUGGCGUAUGACAGUCAGGGAGCCAUGUCCGGCUUUGGGGGAAUGUACGGAGGAAGUUAUGGAGGAGGUUAUGGAGGAACUUAUGGAGGAGGUUAUGGAGGAUCGAGCUACUAUGGAGCUGGGAACGGUUAUGGCUACGGUUCAAUUGCGGGAAACUACAAUGACCCGCGGUCCGGGAAAGGGUUUAUGAUCGUAAUGGCCGCCUUUGCCUUCAUCUUCUCCCUGGUCGUCUUUAUCGUCAUCGUGUCUCAUCAGAGCCUGUGUCAGAGCAGGAAGUUCUACCUGGCCGUGUUGAUCGUCAGCGCCAUCCUGGCACUGUUGAUGCUCAUUGCCACUGUAGUGUACUUGGUGGCAGUAAACCCCGCAUCCCAGGCCUCGACAGCUUACGGCAGCCAGAUUGCAGCUCUGUGUGCUCCAUAUCAACAGCAACAGAUGUCAGGAGUGCUUCAGAACCAGUACCUUUACCACUACUGCGUGGUGGAACCACAAGAGGCCAUCGCCGUUGUGUUCGGCUUCAUGGUGACCGCAGCUUUGAUCAUCAUGCUCGUCUUCGCCCUCAAGACGCGGCAGAAGAUCAACAACUAUGGAAAACAGAACAUCUUGUGGAAGAAAGUCAAAGUUGUGGAUGAUCUUGCACCUCCUGAGGACAUCGAGGCGUGGGUGAACAACGUGUCUGCUGCUCCUGAAGACGUCCCAGCUGCAGACUACCCAGAGUACUCCGACUACUCCGAGAAGCGGAGAGGCUCCAGGAGUCACCUGGAUGAUGAUGAGAGCAACUACGACAAACCCCCCAUCAGCUACACCCCGCAACCUGUGGUUGACAGGCCCUUGCAGAACGGGGCCCCUUACAGCAGCAGCAGCUCGGAGGUCGCGAGCUCAACGGGGCGGCCCAAGAAGAGGCGCGCAGGACGGCCGCGCCGCGUCGACGGGCAGGACUACGACACGGACUAUAACUCGUCUGGGGACGAGCUGGACGACAACGACUUCGACAGCGAGUUCCCGCCCAUAGCAAACGAGCAGGAGCGCAACCGCUACAAGCAGGAGUUUGACCGCGACCACCUGGAGUACAAAGACCUGCAGGCGGAGCUGGACGUCCUCAACAAGGACCUGUCCAAUCUGGACAAAGAGCUGGACGAGCUGGAGGAGGGAAGCCCACAGUUCCUGGACACUCUGGAUGAGUACAACAAGCUGAAGAGAAUCAAGAAGUCUGCAGAUUACCAGGUGAAGAAGCGCAGGUGCAAAUAUCUGAAGCACAAACUGAACCACAUCAAGAAGAUGGUCAGUGAUUAUGACCGCAGGACCUGAAUAAAGUCUGGAUUAGUAACUCCUGUCCGGCGCAGGGAGGACUGCUGUAAAUCUGGGUUGGCCCUUUUUAGCAGUAAGUUUUUCUCCAAAGGACAAAGCUGGGAUGAUUUGCAUUGAGCACAUGAAAGUUGUGACAGCUCGGUUUUUUUUUUGUUUUGCUUUUAGCACCGCAGAAACAGGAUUCUUUUUUUUUUCCUUAUAUUACGCCGUUGUUUGUAUUUUGAGUGAUUAUCACUACACAUAUUUAUUGUCUAGCGGAAGAGUUAUGCGACUUGUCUUUGAAGUGAAGAGAAAAUUAAAAAUAAUGCUUAGUUUUAUUAGGCUCCCCUGCACCAAAUUGAUGUCAGCUGAUUAAUUUUUUUAUUACUAUUUUACUGACUGUAAAUAUGCGGGUUGUGGUUUUGUAAAGGUUGUUUCUUGUACACAGUUUGGAAUAUUAUCAAAUCUCCUUCCCUGCGAUACGUUUUGCAAUGAUCUGUGAUGCAUUUUUAUUUGAAUAAAAUCUUUUAUUGAA
This is a messenger RNA of Xiphophorus couchianus (Monterrey platyfish), 2245 nucleotides long. RefSeq names its product occludin a (gene oclna). NCBI's taxonomy places the organism in Eukaryota, Metazoa, Chordata, Actinopteri, Cyprinodontiformes, Poeciliidae. Gene Ontology annotation, cellular component: bicellular tight junction; apical plasma membrane; cytoplasmic vesicle. Gene Ontology annotation, biological process: bicellular tight junction assembly. The record is from RefSeq and is a predicted model, not a curated record. The transcript has 9 exons. The coding region runs from base 223 to 1731 and encodes 502 amino acids.